Zalophus californianus (California sea lion) is the source of this 9048-nucleotide messenger RNA. It is a transcript of the gene BBX, whose product is annotated as BBX high mobility group box domain containing. The transcript is spliced from 19 exons. The record is from RefSeq and is a predicted model, not a curated record. Bases 411 to 3233 code for a protein of 940 amino acids. Gene Ontology annotation, cellular component: nucleus. Lineage: Eukaryota; Metazoa; Chordata; Mammalia; Carnivora; Otariidae. Gene Ontology annotation, biological process: regulation of transcription by RNA polymerase II. Gene Ontology annotation, molecular function: RNA polymerase II transcription regulatory region sequence-specific DNA binding; DNA-binding transcription factor activity, RNA polymerase II-specific.
CUGUAUGUGGAGCAGUGUACAGUGAAGCGGAGGUAGAGCGGCUCCGCGAGCUCCUCUCCACUUUCCCAUAGAGGAACCCUGACUGGCCGCUGAGGGCGAGCCACACACACGCCCUCACGCCCGGCGAGCCCGCGAGGUCACUAUCAUAUGACAAAGGCUUUGCCGCAGUUCCAUCUUCCUCCCUGUGUACUUUCCAUUUGCCUUCCUGGAAUCCUGCUGCAUCACAGAAGCUGGAAAUUCUGAUGUUCCAUUAAAAUCACAAUGGAAAGUCUUGACUUGACGGGCACCCUCAGGAAGACCCCAAGCCUCUAGCGGUACCUGGUAUCAUCUCCAGCAUGUUUAUAGAUGUGGAGGAUUCCCUGGGAUAUUGAGAAAUACCAGAGGCGCAUUGUUCUCCUGUAGUCACAGUAAUGAAAGGCAGUAAUAGAAAUAAGGAUCAUUCAGCAGAAGGAGAAAGGGCUGGAAAACGACCAAAACGAAAGUGUCUUCAGUGGCACCCACUGCUAGCAAAGAAACUGCUGGACUUUUCAGAAGAGGAGGAAGAGGAAGACGAAGAAGAGGAUAUUGAUAAGGUUCAACUUCUUGGGGCCGAUGGCCUAGAGCAAGAUGUUGGUGAGACUGAUGAUGAAUCACCAGAACAGCGAGCCCGGAGACCAAUGAAUGCAUUUCUCCUAUUUUGCAAACGUCAUCGCUCCCUUGUACGUCAGGAACACCCCAGGCUUGAUAACCGAGGUGCUACCAAGAUACUGGCUGAUUGGUGGGCUGUUCUAGAUCCAAAGGAAAAGCAGAAAUAUACAGACAUGGCCAAGGAGUAUAAAGAUGCAUUUAUGAAAGCAAAUCCUGGCUACAAAUGGUGUCCUACCACAAAUAAGCCUGUGAAAUCCCCAACACCCACUGUCAACCCACGAAAGAAACUAUGGGCCUUCCCAUCUGACUCUUCAAGAGAUUUGCCAAGCCCCAAGAAAGCAAAGACUGAAGAAAUGCCUCAGCUAAACUUUGGAAUGGCUGAUCCUACUCAAAUGGGAGGCCUGAGCAUGCUGCUUUUAGCUGGAGAACAUGCUCUUGGCACACCUGAGAUAUCCUCUGGCGCUUGUAGGCAGGAUGUUUCGGAAUCCCCUGAAUUACGUCAGAAGUCCCCAUUGUUUCAGUUUGCUGAGAUAUCUUCAAGUUCGUCCCGCCCUGAUACUCCUUCAAAACAGUGUCAAGCAUCAGCCUUGUUUCAGUUUGCAGAGAUUUCUUCGAACACUUCGCAGUUGGGUGGUGCCGAGCCUGUGAAGCGCUGUGGGAAGUCGGCACUCUUUCAACUGGCAGAGAUGUGUCUGGCAUCGGAGGGGGUUAAAAUGGAGGACUCAAAGCUAAUAAAGGCAAAAGAAUCAGAUGGUGGAAGAAUUAAAGAAUUGGAGAAGGGAAAGGAACAAAGAGAAAUAAAAAUGGAGAAAACAGAUGAAGCCAGGUUACAGAAAGAAGCAGAAUUUGAAAAAUCAGCUAAGGAAAAUAUCAGAGAUUCUAAGGAGCUAAGAAAUUUUGAGGAGCUGCAAAUGGAUGAUAUAAUGGAUAUAAAAAUGGAAGAUCCCAAAGAAAUUAAAAAGGAAGAACUAGAGGAAGAUCAACAGUGUAGUCACUUCCCUGAUUUUUCUUAUUCUGCCAGUAGCAAAAUCAUAAUAAGCGAUGUUCCCAGUAGAAAGGAUCACAUGUGCCAUCCUCAUGGAAUUAUGAUCAUUGAAGAUCCCACAGCAUUAAACAAACCAGAGAAGCUAAAAAAGAAAAAGAAGAAAAGCAAAAUGGAUCGACAUGGAAAUGAUAAAUCCACACCCAAGAAGACUUGCAAAAAGAGGCAGUCUUCAGAGUCGGACAUCGAGAGUGUCAUCUACACCAUUGAAGCUGUUGCAAAGGGAGACUGGGGCAUUGAGAAACUUGGAGAAAGCCCUCGCAAGAAGGUCCGCACAUCCUCAAGUGGCAAGGGAAGCAUUUUGGAUGCCAAGCCACCAAAGAAAAAAGUGAAAUCAAGAGAGAAGAAAAUGUCAAAGGAGAAAUCCUCAGACACCACCAAAGAGUCAAGACCUCCAGAUUUCAUUAGUAUUUCUGCCAGCAAGAACAUUUCUGGUGAGGUGCCAGAGGGUAUAAAAGCAGAACCGUUGACCCCCACGGAGGAGGCAUUACCACCCAGCCUGUCGGGACAGGCCAAGCCUGAGGAAAGUGACUGUCACAGAAAAAUAGAGACUUGUGGCUCCCGGAAAUCUGAGAGGUCUUGCAAAGGUGCUCUUUAUAAAACCCUGGUGUCUGAAGGCAUGCUCACCUCUCUGCGAGCUAAUGUUGACAGAGGGAAACGAAGCUCAGGAAAAGGAAACUCCUCUGACCAUGAAGGGUGUUGGAAUGAAGAAAGCUGGACGUUUAACCAGAGUGGGACCAGUGGGAGCAAGAAGUUCAAGAAGACAAAGCCAAAGGAAGAUUCUCUCCUUGGCUCAGCAAAGCUGGAUGAAGAAUUUGAAAAAAAAUUCAACAGCCUCCCUCAAUAUAGUCCUGUUACAUUUGACCGGAAAUGCAUACCUGUCCCAAGGAAAAAGAAGAAGACUGGAAACAUGUCCUCAGAACCGACUAAAACCAGCAAAGGUCCUUUCCAGUCUCAGAAAAAGAACUUAUUCCACAAAAUUGUCAGCAAAUAUAAGCACAAAAAGGAGAAGCCUAAUGUUCCGGAAAAAGGAAGUGGGGAUAAAUGGUCAAACAAGCAACUCUUCUUGGAUGCCAUUCACCCUACAGAAGCCAUAUUUUCAGAAGACAAGAACACCACAGAGCCUGCUCAUAAGGUUAAAAAUGCCCUAUCCAUUCCCAACACUCCAGAGCCGACAACAACACAAGAACCCUUGGUGGGCAGCCAGAAGAGAAAAGCAAGGAAAACCAAGAUCACCCACCUUGUCAGAACAGCAGAUGGCCGGGUAUCACCAGCAGGAGGUACUUUGGAUGACAAACCAAAGGAGCAGCUGCAGAGGAGUCUCCCAAAAGUGACCGAGACGGGCUGCCAUGACGAAGCUUCCCACAACCCCGAGGCCGCGGAGACGCGGAGCAGCACUCCGGAGAUGCCAGCUGUGUCUGCGUUCUUCAGUCUUGCCGCACUGGCGGAAGUGGCCGCCAUGGAAAAUGUGCACAGAGGUCAGAGGUCAACUCCGCUCACGCAUGACGGACAGCCGAAAGAAAUGCCCCAGGCUCCUGUACUUAUUUCCUGCGCUGACCAGUGAAGCGCCCUUUAGUUGUAAAACAUUGUGCUUUACCUACUACCCUAGCCUUGUCUUUACCGAGGGAUGCUAGCGAGUCCGUGUGGUGGGAAAGACAGACUGCGAACAAGUGCUCAUUGCCCUGCGCGGCCCAGAUUCACUUGAAGCGGAAGUUAGCCUCCUGGGCCGGUGUGUUCUCUUGGAACCCAGAGCCUCUGAGGGUGAUGUUAUCUGUCUGGUAAUGAGCAGAAACGGAAUGAUCCUGGAGCUUUGCUUUCUAUUGAAGGCUUUUGACGGUAAUAGGUGGUAACUUGGUAAGAGGCUGCCUUUACUGUAGCUCAUCCAGCAUCUCUUUUACCAACCAGAGAGUGUGAAACUAGUUUCGUAUAUUACCUAGUUAUUCUUUCAAAACAAAACAAAACAAAACAAAAACAAAAACUGACGCACUGCACUAGUUAUUAUUAGAUAUUCUUAGUCUUUUUUGUACAUGGAGAUUUAAGUUCUAAGAUGGUUUAUAUAAUAGGUUAUACCUACAUUUAUAUUGUAGAAUAAUAUUAAAAAGCCUGUUGCAGAGCCUCCCAAGCAGCACGGGCAGGCGGAUGUACCAUUGUUAGCGGUGUAUGCUCAGCUCGUGGUCCAUGUAUUCUGCACUUUUAUAUAUUUGCCACCAGAGUGGUAGUUUGCUGGCAAAAAAAAAAAAAGAGAAAGAGAAAAAAUUAGAAUUCUUACAAGCUGAAUUUUUUUCUUAGCCUUGAGUGACCAAGAAGAAUUUGCUUGGGGUACAUUGUGGCAAAUAUUUUUCCCAGACAGGGGAAGAGUCCUGCAGGUUACAGAUUACUGAUGUUUUCAUGCCUUGAGGAUUCUUUUAUUUUUUACACAGGGGUCUAAGUGACCAAUGGAUCGUUCAUACAAACAAAAAAAAAAAAAAAAAGAAAAAUAUUAUUCAGAAGUGACCUUAGUAUUACUUCACUAUUCUGAACACAUUGAAGACACUCACUUCAUGUGGACUUGGAGCUACAGACCUUUUCCAUCCAUCCCCAACAGACUGGACGGGUAGCAGCCGCUAUGCACAGCCUGAUGACCGCUGCAGGGUUUUAGAGCCAUUUCGAGUUGUGUGUUGUGAAGGAGGUAUGGAAUAAAUGAUGAGGGAGCUAUGCCUGACCAGGGUGGGAGUCUUAGUCAUAGAGCCACCUGCAAGUUUGUUUCCUUUUUGUGUUCUGUUGCUUUUGAACAUAAAACCAACCGUACACAUGCCAGUGCCAAUGCCAAGCGGAUUACCUGGCUUAUUAGAACAUUUGACAUAUUGACUUAACCACCUGACAUUCACAGUGUCUUGUUUCCUAGCAACACAUGCAGAGUGAUAGAAUUAGUCGGAGGCUACCGAUUUUACAGGGUAUUUGUUCCAUAGCACAAAGUGUAUCCCCACUCUUGCAUCGCAGCACAAACUACCAAAUUUUAAUUAUUGGAUUCCAGCAAUAAUUUUUAUUGGUUUUCAAACUGGCAGAAUUUUGAUAGCGUUAGUUCGAGUUCGAAGUUUUGAAUUAGAUCUCUACAUGGUAACAGUUUACAAGGUUUUAUCUAGCUUUCUUAUUUAUACUGGACUCAAUUGUAACGAUGAUUUUUUUUUUCUAAUCGUAAUUUGACCUAAUAGCCAUACAAAAAAAAAAAAAAUGACUCUAUUAGUAAUGACUAGGUUUAGCUUUUCAUAGUUGUAGAUAUUACUUCAGUUUCGGUGCUGGAAAAUAUGUACAACAUACUAACAGAAUUGAAAAAGAAUAUAGGGAUUUGGUUUGUUGUUUUUGUUUUUUUUUCUUUUCUUUUCUUCAAAGCAGGUAAAGAGGGCAGCAGAGCAUUGGAACGGUGUCCUCAAAAAUGCAUAAUCAUUGUGGGCAUGGAGGAAGAAGGAAAUAGUAAGCUAGGUUAGUCAGAGGUUAAAGCUUAACCCUAUUCACAUAGAAAUAAAUCAGGUGAGCAACCCCAGAUUUUAGCAUAAGAUUUUUACUAUGAUGCUGUUUUAUUAAGAUUUUCUAAACUUCAAAACACAAAGUGAAUGUUUGAAAAUUGCUGGGUCCCAGUGUUGGUGGCUGUUGGAGUUUUUGGACCACUUGCUAGCAGUGAUUUAGAAGUUAUAAUUAGCUAAAAAUCCAAAAGAAAAGGAAACCAACAACAAAAAUUGUUUGGUGCAGAACAUGCACCUUGACAAUGGUACUAACUUGUUAUUCUAUAGAACACGUUAGAAUAGAUCUAUUUUUGCCAGAGCACCCUCCUUCAGUCCUCCAGUUACAUUUCACUAGAUUUCCUUAAGAGAUUGCUGUAUAUUCAUGGGACCUUUUUUAAAAGAAGCAAAACAAAAGAUUACUUUUUUCUAUGUGAUUAAUAUCUUACUUGAUCUGCUUUUCCUAAACCUCAGUGGCUUUUCCCUUAGGCAUGGGUGGGGUGGGAGGGCAAUCUACUGGAUAUGACUGUUUUCAGAUACUUUAAAAAAAAAACCUUUUUGUAGAAAUGCUUAAUUUUUAAGCGGUUAGGCACUGAGAGUAGCAGAAAUCCUGCAAAGCUUUAUAGUCCUUUAGACACUCGCCUUGUUGUUUCUCUGAGUGAAGUCUUGAUUUCAAUAAUAGUGCUUUUCUCAUGCCCUGAAUCCGCUGGAGAGGGGUGUUGGUAUUUUCAGGUAACAACAUUUGUUAGCACAAAUAUUUCAGACCAACUUGUAGUGCCCCCCCAUCUAUCAUUUUCAUUUCAUUUCUCUCAUUCUUUUAUAUUUUGGAAAAUCAUAUUGCUAUGGUGUGUACUUUAAUCUGCCAGCAAACACCAUCGACACUAACAUUUGUCCCACAAGCAUCCUCAAGAGAAAAAGUUGUUGCACCUUAUGUAUAUCUCAAGCAAACCAAAAUAUGAUGCUUUUCUGCUUUGUUUUAUUCUAAAUUGUUGUAUCAUAUCUUUCUGAAAAACCAUUCUGAAUCUAGUUGAAGUUAUCGAUAUUUAUGCUUUUAACCUUAAUUUCUGGAUUCAAACCUGUAUAUAAAUCUUUUGAAAAAAAUUGUCCUAGCCCUUCUCUGUGAUGCCGAAGUGGAUGAUUUCGUCUCAGAUGGAGACACAGUACUGUUCCAGUUUUCUUUAGCCUUUUAUUUAUUUAGUUAUUCUGGGUAUUUUCCUAUGUAAUUUUGAAGUGUGUAGAGUGUAUUAUAGUAACUGAAGCUACAGCUCUACAAAGCUGAGUGAAAGAAGAAAAAUACUGUAAGACAUCCUUCUUAAGUUUUUAUUCGUUUGAAUAACUGUAAUGAGAUCAGGAAAAGGAAAAAUGUCCCCCAGCCACAUUGACGAUACAGGUUCUUAUCCCCAAAUUAGGUUAGUUCCCAGAUUUUAGAUCACAACGUAAUUCAUCAAAGCCCUUUUAUAAGGGUAAGUCAUACUGUUGUAAUUCUGACGGUCUUUUCCCCACAAAUACCAGAACUGUGUCCAUUGAGUUCUGUCAGAUGAGCUCUGUACCAGUGCCAGCUCAAAGCCAUGCUGAAAUCAUUCCCACAUUAUCACUGAUUCUAGUUCCUGCCAUUAAAACUGCUGGAGGGAAAAAAAAAAAAAAAAAAGGUGGACCACUCUGAACAAAAAGGAGCAUCUGAACUGGUCUGGUUAUUUAUAUUCCAAUGGGUUUAUUCCCUGUCACUUUGUUAUCCAGUCAGAUGCUACUCUGCCUAAGUCCUAGAAAAUCUUGUUUGCACUCUGCAGUGUUUGGCUCAUCGUAUGGAAAAGUUUGCACCUCUGUAAAAUCUCAAGCAAAUUAUAAAUUGAUACAGAACCAGGAGUAGAAGCCGGAAACUGAAUGACAUGUUUUGUUCGUACGGGGUGGGGGUAGGGGAAGGGAAGGAGGGUAUCCAAUAACUCUGUUCCAAGUUUGGCGUUUGGCAUUAAUGUGAAGCAGUGGGACCGUGUGCUGCCUGCUGAACUACUGUAUGAAUUCCAAGCGUUCUGGAGGCCGGCGGCCGGCGACCACACAGCAGAGGGGAAGCACCACCGCCUCGCUGGGGAGAAGGAAGGAUGUCCAGCAAGGCCUGGAACCGCCCCUUUGUAAAGGGGGAGGCGAGGGGUCCGUGAUGCUGUUGAGGAGACUCGCCUUUGAUUGCACUGCUCCCUCGAGCCCUCACGUGAGGCCAAUCCUAACAGGCUACCUCGGCUUCAAAAGUUCCUUUCAGUAAGUCCUGUUUGCGGGGUUUGUCCUUCCUUGCUCCUUCCUUCAGUGCCACUGUUUCCCACUGCAGUGUUGUGAUUUCCCAGACCGCCUUCUCCAGAGAGAACAAUGUAUUGCUGAAAAUGGGCAGUAGAAGCAAAUGUUGUUACUACAUCUGACCUAUAAAGUAUUCAGAGUGACUGCUAGGUGGAAAUUAAAUUUUAGCUUUCCCCAUAUAGGACCUUGUUUUGCACCUUACACAGAGUGUACUAAUUGUUAAUAAGCUGUUGCUUUUAUUUAUACAAGCAUUCCCAAAGAACUAGAUUUGGAUUUUGUUUUUAUUUGAGUUUUGGGAUUUUUUUUUUAAUUAUCUUAUUUAGAUUGACUAACAUCGUACUUAUAAUAAGAAACAGUUGUUCAGUUUAUCUUACCAGAUAUGUCUGGUGAAGUAUUCAGGGUUUGAUGGACUGCUUUGCUUUAGUGUGGAAAUGAUAGCUAAGUUUAUUAUACUCCAUAUUAAAUCACCUUGUCCUGUUCACUGGGGACACUAUUUUCUUUACAUCUCAGAUGAAAGAAGUGACAAAAUAGUGAAUAACAAGACAAAUCUGUUUGACUCCCCUGAUACACCUCCAUCUGUUUGUGCUAUGCUUUCCUUAAAAAAAUAGAAGUAUACAUUUUCCUCACACCCAAAAAAGAGUGUCUUUCCUGGCCAAAUCUUCUUUGUGGUGGUAGGACUUAUGCUAAUAAAUUGAAAGGAAGAAACCUUGUACUAAGUUCUAUGGCCAGUGUUUCCUUGUUGCAGUCCAUGGUCAGAAUUGAUCCUGCCCUCAAAUCGAUUUUUGUGCACAGAACUAGUUAUUGUGAGAAUUACUACUCCUUCCAAAGAUCGCCCAGGACCUUGGGCCAGAACCGGUUACCGAGUAACAAGGACCUAAUUCGAUGCCUCCACACCCUCCCACCCGCACCGCAAAUCAUACCUCACAGGCUCUAACCUGAAUCCCAGAGGCACGCGGGUUUUGCGAACUAACACUGCUGUCCCUUUGCAGCCCCCAGGGGCUGGCUCGUGUCCCCUGACGCCUCACGUUAGUGCCUCGGCUCUGAGAGCAGCAGAACUGGGGGUGGGGCAGGUUUGUGACCUGGAGCUCAGCACGUGCUCAGCAACGUUCUUCUCAUUUCCUUCGCACUAAACAAGUCUCUUGCUCUCAGGAAUUUGUCCAAAAAAAAAUAAAUAAAUAAAUAAAAUAAAAACCACCUGAGAUUCCAUGUACCAGAUUAUGAACUUUUCUCAUAGGUUUGAAUUGCUUACUUACAUGUCAUAAAUUAACCAUAGCUUCAUUUGACCACCAGGUCUGAAGUCUGUUGACAGUUUCAGCAUGACUGAAUCGCUCAUUUUUUUUGCUUUCAGAAAUUGGCUUGGUUCUCUUUAGAGUUGGUGUAAACAUGCCAUGUAAUAAAUGAUUUCCACUUAAUGGUACAACAGAAUUAUUGCUUUCUUAGAUGUAUGUGUAGUAAAAGUCAAUAUACACAUUUAUAUAAUUUCUUUCUUCAAAAUCUUAUACUUAAUUUGAUAUCUCUAAAAAUUGCACAUGUAAGUCAUGUGUAUAACAUGCUAAAGUACUUUAACUGUGAUCUUAAAACUGAAUAAAAAUAUUUAAUAAAAAUUUGAAAUAUUUUAAA